Messenger RNA from Erigeron canadensis, 895 nucleotides. RefSeq names its product PITH domain-containing protein 1. Lineage: Eukaryota; Viridiplantae; Streptophyta; Magnoliopsida; Asterales; Asteraceae. The coding region runs from base 80 to 694 and encodes 204 amino acids. The transcript has 9 exons. The record is from RefSeq and is a predicted model, not a curated record.
CCAUUUUCUAGUUGCUUCUAGUCGCACUGAUAAAUUUUGAGAAAUAAAUUAGUAAUUCGAGUAGAAAGAAAGGGGGGAAAUGGCGUGCGUACAUGAUCAUAGCUGCGAAGAUCACGAUUGUUCAUCCGAUUGGUCUCUCUACAAACACAUCGACUUCCCUAAGGUGUCUGCAUUGAAUGAGGCUGUUCCUGGAAGUGUCAAAACUGUUUUUAAAGCCUGGGAGCACCGCCUAAGCUCCUCCGAGGGUGUCUUGGAAAGCAAUGAGGGUGAUCCUGAGUUAAUUGUUUUUAUUCCAUUUACAUCUGAUGUCAAGAUAAAGAGCAUUUCAGUUGUUGGUGGUGCUGAUGGAACAAGUCCUUCCAAGAUGAGAGCGUUUAUCAACCGUGAAGGAAUUGACUUCUCAGAUGCUCAGAGUAUGCAAGCUAUUCAGGAGUGGGAUCUGGCAGAAAAUAUGCAAGGGCUGUUAGAAUACCAGACAAGGUACUCUAGGUUCCAAGGCGUUGGAAAUCUGACGUUGCAUUUUCCUGAUAGUUAUGGUGGCGACACAUCUAGAAUACAAUACAUUGGGCUAAAAGGUGAAGCGACUCAGUUGAAGAGAGAUGUUGUUGCAACAAUUGUUUAUGAGCUUAUGCCAAAUCCUUCUGAUCACAAGACAAAAUCGGAAACUGGAGGUGGCAUGUCACAUGUGGAGUGAGUUUGCCGGUGUAGAAGUAGGUCCUGCAAUAUAUAAAAAAGUUAGUAGACCGCACCUUCAUCUGCUUAGAAUUACUGAUAUAACUUUUUUUAUUUGCUAAAGCAAAUCUUGCUAUGUACUAAACUAAAAUGAUAUGUCUGCAAAUUAUAUUAACAAAAUUUAAAGUCUAUAUAUGCGGAAACGAGUCAUAUUGCGUGAUCA